UCAAACCAUUGUCAGUUCCCAAAUACUUUUCCUCUGUGAUUUGUGUAUUGAGGCAUCUUUAGGACCUUGGUGUGGGUUAAGUGAUAGUGCAAUGGGGGUGGAACCUAUGUAUAUUGAACACCCAUGGAUUUACUCAAUCGGAUUGAUGCUGACACCCUUUGUGGUGGGAGGCCUAGGAUUGUUGGCUUACUACAUCUACUGGAAGAAUUCAAGACUGUACAUUAUGGGUCAGAAGAUUCCAGGACCACCGAUAAUUCCGUUUUUCGGAAACGCACAUAUAGUUAUAGGAUUUAGUACCCAUGAGGUCUUCAAUAUAUUCACGAAAUUGAGUAAUAUGUAUGGGGGCGGUGAAGUGGCAAGGAUAUUCAUCGGAAAUAAACUUGUAGUUUUCCUAACGAACCCUAAUGACGUAGAGAUCAUCCUCAACAGCAAUGUCCAUCUGCAGAAGUCUGAUGAGUAUCGCUACUUCAAACCCUGGCUCGGUGAUGGUCUCUUGAUCAGUUCCGGAGAGAAAUGGAGGAAUCAUCGAAAGAUUAUUGCACCGGCCUUCCAUCAGAACGUCCUCAAAACCUUCGUUAACAUCUUCAAUAGCAAUAGUAGGGCAGUUAUUGAGCGGUUAGCUAAGGAAGAGGGUAAGGUGUUUGAUGUCCAUGAGUAUAUGAGUGAGGUAACAGUAGACAUUCUCCUGGAGACGGCAAUGGGAACGGAGAGAGCAACCCAGAAUCACGAUGGUUUUGAAUACGCCAUGGCUGUUAUGAAAAUGUGUGACAUCAUACAUCGGAGAACCUACAGGGUUGACCUAAGGUAUGAUCCUCUAUUCUACUUCACAAAGACUAAGAGAGACCAAGAGAAAUAUCUAGGAACAAUUCAUGGUUUGACUUCAAAAGUUUUCCGUGACAAGAAGAGGAAUUUCCAGAAGAGUCUCAGUGAGGGACAUAUGCCAAAACCGAGUUUUGAAGAGAUCAUAGCCAAUACGAAAAACUCGGAAACUACCAACGGUUCGACGGCUAGUAAAUUGUACAAAGGACUACGGGAUGAUCUUGACGAGCAGGACGAAAAUGAUGUUGGGGAGAAGAGAAGAUUGGCUUUCCUGGAUCUCAUGAUCGAACUAUCUCAUGUUGGACCUAAGCUGAGUGACGAAGAGAUCAAGGAAGAGGUGGAUACCAUUAUGUUUGAGGGUCACGAUACGACAGCUGCGGGAUCGAGCUUCUGUUUGUGCCUUAUGGCCAUCCACAAAGACGUUCAGGAGAAGGUUUAUCAAGAACAGAAGGCGAUCUUCGGUGACUCAGACCGCUUCGCUACCUUUGCCGAUACCGUUGAAAUGAAGUACUUAGAGAGGGUCAUUCUGGAAUCCCUAAGACUCUAUCCCCCAGUUCCUAUAAUUGCCAGGAAAGUCAAUGAAGAUGUCAAGAUCGUAACUGGAGGUCAUGUCAUCCCUAAGGGUACAACAGUUGUAGUAGGAACUUAUGUGGUUCAUCGAAGACCAGAAAUUUAUCCCAAUCCCACUGUAUUCAAUCCUGACAAUUUCCUCCCGGAAAAGACCCAAAACCGACAUUACUACAGCUACAUCCCCUUCUCUGCAGGACCCAGAAGUUGCGUAGGCCGGAAAUUUGCAAUGCUUAAACUGAAAGUACUUCUAUCGACAAUCGUGAGAAAUUUCCACUUAAAGUCAAAUCUCACAGAGGAAGACUUCCAGCUUCAGGGAGACAUUAUUCUCAAGAGAGCUGAUGGCUUCAGACUAGAGAUCGAACCGAGGAAGAAGGCAGCACAGUGAUCCACUGUGAAGGAAUUUUAUGGCAAUGUCUGUACCAUUAUCAUUAUAGGGUUAGUAUCGUAAUUAAAUAAUAAUAAUCUAUUCAAUAAAAUCUUCUCUUAAUACCAAUUAACGUAUCAUUGAGUUAAUGUAGAUAAUUAAAACAUCUCAGGAGUGCAAAAAUUGCUCUAGAGCGCACAUCUUGUUAUUUUAAUGUCUAAAAGAGGUUGAGUUGAAAUUAAAACGUGAUUUUUGUGCUAUAGGGGAACUUGUGGUUAUAACAUUUCUUUUGGGAUACAAUUUAGUGUCAAAAUUUAUUUUGUUUAACAUUGUAACAUUUUGCAAAUGGGUUUUUGAGAAAGAAUUUAACAAUAAAAAUUAAAUGAGAUAGUUUAUACCGUUCCCAAUUUUUAGUAUUCAAGCAUUAUAUCCGAUAGACUUAAUGAUGGAAUUAUCAAGGUUAUUUUUAUUUUAUAAUUUUUUUUGUAUGUAAAUAUUUAGAAAUUUAAAUAAAAUAAAUUCAUAGACAACAAA
Messenger RNA from Phlebotomus papatasi, 2287 nucleotides. RefSeq names its product cytochrome P450 4g1-like. Gene Ontology annotation, molecular function: iron ion binding; monooxygenase activity; oxidoreductase activity, acting on paired donors, with incorporation or reduction of molecular oxygen. Lineage: Eukaryota; Metazoa; Arthropoda; Insecta; Diptera; Psychodidae. The record is from RefSeq and is a predicted model, not a curated record. Bases 92 to 1774 code for a protein of 560 amino acids. The transcript has 6 exons.